This is a messenger RNA of Naegleria lovaniensis, 1836 nucleotides long. RefSeq lists its product as uncharacterized. Gene Ontology annotation, biological process: DNA-templated transcription. Bases 1 to 1836 code for a protein of 611 amino acids. Gene Ontology annotation, molecular function: single-stranded DNA binding. The record is from RefSeq and is a predicted model, not a curated record. Gene Ontology annotation, cellular component: RNA polymerase III complex. The transcript has 2 exons. NCBI's taxonomy places the organism in Eukaryota, Heterolobosea, Eutetramitea, Acrasida, Naegleriidae.
AUGAACAAACGAACUCUCGCUUUCGAAAUUCUUUCGGACCAGUUUGGUGAUGUGAUUGGAAAGGUCGGAAGCGUGCUGAUGCAAUACGGACCACAAACCAUGGCCGAAUUAAUUCAAGCAACAUCCAUGCAAUUUCCACAUAUUCGGAAUGCUUUACUCGUACUAAUUCAGCACAACAUGUGUAUUUAUUAUGACAAGAAUAUUCAUUUACAAAACUUGGAACAAGGAAAGCAACGAGAAGCCUCGGAAGAGGAUGACAUGAAAACUCAAACAGAAAAACAACGAGAACAAGAAGAAAGAAGAGAGAGAUGGAAACACAAAGGAGGAGGUGGAAAUGAUAUCGGAGUAGCUCCAACUGCUGCAACUGAAGAACAAGAACCCGAGUCCAUACGAAACGAAAAACAAAAACUAUUUGAAAAGCAAAGCAAAAUUAUUUAUUAUCAAAUCGUUAUUGAUAACAUUAUUGUGAGAUUGAAGAGUGCCAAAUUCUUGGAUAUUGUAAAGACAAAAUAUGGAGGUGAUGGAGAAGAAUUGUUACACACCUUGUUACAACAUGGAAGACUCACCAUGAAAGAUUUAAUCCAAAAAUCAUUGGAAUCCAUCGCCUCUCAUCACAAUGACUUGAUGUUCUCUAGUGAGAGUAAAAGGACUACAUUUCUCACAACGUUCCAAAAGAUGGUAAAAGAUAGAUAUAUCAAACGAGUACAGCCCUAUAUGUCUUCUGUGCAAAUUGAAGAACAAAAAAAGAAAUCAAAAGAAAAUACCAACUCGACUAGUGGUAUAUUCAACAAAAUUGCCAAACACAAAGACAAGGAAAAAAAGAAGAAAACAGAGAAAAAAGGAAGCAGCAAAAAGCGAAAGACUCUUGUUGAUGACGAUGAAGAGGAACCAGCUUCAACUAUGGAACCUGAGAAAAAGAAGAAAAAGCAAACAACAGAAUCAACCCUUGAAUUUGAUGUAGAAGAUGAUCUAGCGGAUUCAACAACAGCAGAGGAGGAUAGUGGUUCUUACAUUGACGCUGAAAAUAUACUUUGGACAACAAACUAUGCUCAAUUUAUUAGAACUUUUAGAAACGAAUCCAUUUUACAAUAUGUUGAAUCUAAACUAGGAGAGCAAUUUUCUUCAAUUGUUGCAGCGGCAUUUGAAGAAACUGCACCAUAUCAGCGAACAAAGAAUGACCCAAUGUCAACACCUAUAAAGUUUGAAAGGUUAUAUGAAAGAAUACAGGAGACAGAGGAGAUUGGAAGAAAAGUUCUUGAAAACAAUUUGACCUUUUUAUAUAAUCCUGAACUCGAUAUUAUGAGACAAAUGGGAAAAGACACUUACGUCAUCAAUCUAAAAGGAAUUUCAGACAAGAUUAAGCGACAAGAAACAGAAGUAAUAAUUACGCAAAAAUUUAGUGUGAUUGGUUGUCGUUUAUUUAGAUUGCUAAUCGAAAGGAAGUUUUUAGAGCAACGACACAUUGCUGAAGUUGCACUUCUUCCUUCUCAUGAGGCUAGAACACUCUUAUUUAAUAUGCUCAGAGGAGGAAUGUUACAUCUCCAAGAAAUUCCAAAGAAUAAGGAACACGCACCAGAACAGACAUUUUUCUUGUGGAGUGUUAAGUUAGAUGAAGUGUUUGAGAAGAUAAUUGAUGACAUGUACAAAACUGUGCGAAACUUGAGAAUGAGGUUAAAGCAUGAGCAACAACACAUUAUUGAAUCUGGUAUUCUAGAAAGCGCCUAUUUGAGCGAAGAACAAGAAAAUCAAAUUAAGAGCUUGAAAAACAUUGAAGACAGACUGGAAGCAUCGCUCAUUAAGCUUGUUGACCUGAUUACCGUUUUUGAAGACUUUUAA